CUGGCGCUACAUACUGGGUACAAGGAAGUGUAGGAAGUUGCAUGCUCAGAUAGCGCUCGUCUCCAUAUAACUGCAACUGGAGCAUUUGAAAAAAGAAAAAGCUCAUCUUCCAUUUGAUCCGAUCUCCCUUAGCUGCGACAGCCGGAGCUUAAGAUGGCAUACCCAGGAUACGGCGGAUAUGGGGGUCCACCACCAGGUGUCCCAGUCCAAGGAAUGUCUAUGCCUGGAGGCCCCAUGGGAGGCCCUAUGGGAGGCCCCAUGGGGGGGGCGGGUCCUGCUGGAUUCCCUGGCUAUGGUGCCUAUCCUGGAAAUUUUGCCCAGCCCCCUGUCAAUGACCCAAUGUGGAGUUAUUUCAGAGCAAUAGCGGGGCAGGAUGGUGAAAUUGAUUCUGAAGAACUUCAGAGGUGCUUGACACAGACCGGGGUCAGUGGGACUUACACUCCAUUUAGUUUGGAGACCUGCAGAAUCAUGAUUGCUAUGCUGGAUGUGGAUAUGACUGGGAAGAUGGGAUUCAAUGAGUUUAAAGAGCUCUUCGCCGCUCUUAAUGGCUGGAAGCAGAAUUUCAUGAUGUUUGAUCAGGAUCGAAGUGGCACUGUGGAGCCUCAUGAGAUGGCUCAGGCCGUCUCCUCCAUGGGUUACAGAAUAAGCCCUAAUACACUGAAUGGCAUCAUUAAGCGCUACAGUAAGGCUGGUAGGAUCGCUUUUGACGAUUAUGUGGCCUGCUGCGUUAAGCUGCGGUCUCUCACAGAUGCAUUUAGGAGGAGAGAUGCCAUGCAGCAGGGUGCUGUGAACUUCCAGUACGAUGAUUUUCUCCAGUGCACAAUCACCAUCUGAAUCACCUGCGGAGGAAUUUGUGUGGAAGCAAGAAUUGACGAAAGGGCAUUUCAGGAUAUUUUUAGCUACUCCUUGGUUGCAGAAACAAGAGAGAUUUUUCCCACACUGCAGAUGCAGAUUUCAGAAUUUUUAAAUAUUGAUGUAUUAAUAAGCACAUUAAUUGUAAUAAAUGGCUGUGUCACCACCUUGCAUUAUAAUAACCUUGCAUUUGAAAGUGUAAUCUUAGGUUUAGCUUCACCGUACUAAAAUUGGUUAAUUGCAAUGAAAAUGUAAAUAGCAUAGUGAAGUGUGUAGUAACCUUUGGCGUUAAAAGACGGACACAGACACCUGUGUGCUAACUUUGAAUAUUUUUGCCCAAGACCAUUUGAUUUCCCUUUAAUCCCAGAUUAGUAUCUUCCCAUUUAUAUAGUGACGAGACAAUGGAAAUUGCCUAUCGAGCAAGGUUACAUACUGACUGACCUACUAAUAUACCCUAGAUGUUAUGCCCUGCAAAGUUUCCUGCAAUUUUAGUGAUGAAAUUCCUACAUUCUCUUUAACAAAAGCCAAAUGUGUCUUUAGUGUCCUGUAACAUGAUCAUAAAAAUCAGCAUAGAUUUGUUCUACAUCCAGGGAUAGUAGUGUGGAGAUUUGUGUAGGAUGUAAGUAGGUAAAUGCAAGUGCCAAAGUGAGUCCAGUGGUUGUGUUUACCCAGGAAAUAUUGCAGAUGAGCAUGAAAGUACAACACUUGCUGUGUGCACUCAUUUAAAGGAAAGGUCUUCACGAAAACUGCAUGUGUGUCAGGCACGUAUGGCAAGUACUGUCAUGAAAUGUGUGUCUUCUGCCAACACAGGCUGCUGGGGUGUUUUUGUAGCAUAAUCAGUUACAGUGCUAAGAAUUUUUUGCUUCAAAGUUUUUAAGCCAUAAAUUGACACAUUUCAUUUUAACAGAAGAUUUCUGUGCCAUUGUAUUGACAUUUCACUGUCUUAAGCAAAUUAGUAUUAAGACAAAUUGCCAACAGUGUGUCGUUUCAUUAAAAUUGGACAAUUUUUGGAGAUUAAUAUAGGAUCUUCUGUCAGAUGUGCUUUGCUCUGUCCCUGUAUGUUUCUUUCAUUAUACAAAAUAUUAAAAGUCCUUUGUAUUUGCCAA
Messenger RNA from Brienomyrus brachyistius, 1958 nucleotides. RefSeq names its product grancalcin (gene gca). The record is from RefSeq and is a predicted model, not a curated record. The transcript is spliced from 8 exons. The coding region runs from base 154 to 834 and encodes 226 amino acids. Gene Ontology annotation, molecular function: calcium ion binding. Lineage: Eukaryota; Metazoa; Chordata; Actinopteri; Osteoglossiformes; Mormyridae.